ACCUCAGGUAGUAGUGUGUAUUUCCAGCAGGAGGUGGCGGUGCUCGGAACAUUUUAUCCACCCGCAGGGGUCACCGGCCACCGAGCGGUUUGGUUUGUAUGCCCCGAUUGAGUAGUAAGUGUCAUAUCUCCGACAGCACUUGAACGCACCACGUCUCCGUACCUCUACAAGCAGCAGCAGCAGCCCCAGCUCCUCUCAGCUUCUGUAACCUAAACAAUGAGUCCUACUACAGCGGAGGAAAGCACAGCAGUAUAAUGUGUUACGCUGCAUCUAAACCCUGCGUUUCGCUGCAAUUCCGACCACUCACUUAAAUGUGCCCACCGUAAACAUGUGGAUACCUACUGAGCAUGAGAAAUACGGCGUCGUGCUGGCCAGUUUCCGAGGGACCGUCCAGCACGGCCUGCCCCUGGAAAUUGGAGACACGGUGCAGAUCCUGGAGAAAUGUGAAGGUUGGUACAGAGGAUUCAUCCUGAAGAAUCCUAACAUUAAGGGGAUUUUCCCAUCCAACUACAUCCACCUGAAAAAUGCCCAUGUUAAGAAUAAAGGGCAGUUUGAGACGGUCAUCCCGGUGGAGGACUCUGUCAUCACAGAGAUGACGCUGACGUUGCGAGACUGGGGCGCCAUGUGGAAACAGCUCUACGUGAAGAACGAGGGGGAUUUGUUCCACCGGCUUUGGCACGUGAUGAAUGAAAUCCUGGACCUCAGGAGGCAGGUACUGGUGGGCCACCUCACCCAUGACCGCAUGAGGGAUGUUAAGCAGCACAUCACAGCCAGAUUGGACUGGGGCAACGAACAGCUGUGCCUGGACCUGGUCCCCCGGCGAGAGUUCAGCAUGGUGGACCCAGAUGAAAUCAGCGUCACAGAGCUUUACAGACUGAUGGAACACCGUCAUCGGAAGAAGGAGACCUCUGCACCUGCCAGCACCCAUCACCUGUUUGUUCACGUCAAGAGCCUGAUGAGCGCCAACCUGGGGGAGGAGCUAGAAGUCUUCUUUCACAUCUAUGAUGGACGAGAGAAUCGACCUCUGAGUGAACGCUUCUUUGUCAGGCUGAAUAAAAGCGGCUUGCCCAAGUCGCCGGAGAAGACAGAGAGGCAGUGCACACUGUUCGUGGAUUUGGGAAGCAGCGAUUUACGCAAGGACGUCUACAUCGUGGUGCACAUCAUCAGAAUAGGGAGGAUGGGAGCCGGAGAGAAGAAGAACCUGUGCAGCGUGCAGUACCGACGGCCGUUCGGCUGCGCUGUCGUCAGCAUCGCUGAUCUCCUCACUGCUGACUCCAAGGAUGACCACCUGCUCAAGGUCUAUGCGUGUAACACAGAGAGUGAAUGGCACCAGAUUCAUGAAAACAUCAUCAAAAAGGCUAACUCCAGAUACAACCUGUCGGGCUCAAACACAGGUCUAGCAGUCGCCCUCCAGCUCCUUCACGGAGACAUCGAACAGUUACGACGAGAGUAUAUGGUCCUCUUCACCCGGGGUGUGUCCAUCACCAGGAAGUUGGGCUUCUCUGACAUCAUCAUGCCAGGUGAGAUGAGGAACGACCUUUACGUCACGCUGGAGAAAGGAGAGUUUGAGAAGGGCGGCAAGAGCGUUGCCAAGAAUGUGGAAGUUACUCUCUACGUGCUGGAUAUUGAUGGACAAAUACUCAAGAGUCAUGUGGCUGCAGGUUCUGGCGAGCCCGGUUCCGAUGAGUACCACUCUCUGGUGUUGUACCACAACAACACCCCCCGCUGGGCAGAACAGAUCAAGCUUCCCAUCCCGGUGGACAUGUUUCGGGGGUCGCACGUACGCUUCGAGUUCCGACACUGCUCCACUAAAGACAAGGGAGAGAAGAAACUGUUCGGCUACUCGUUUGUUCCUCUGAUGCAGGAGGAUGGCAGGACUCUGCCAGAUGGCACACAUGAGCUGAUUAUACACAAGUGUGAAGAAAACACCAGUUUGGUCGACUGUUCGCGGUACCUGAAACUGCCCUUCUCCAAAGCCAACCUGCCGUCCAACAACCAGACCUUGAAGGGCCCCAAGGAGUCUUUCUGGAUCACCAGCUUCCUUUGUUCCACCAAGCUCACUCAGAAUGGCGACAUGCUGGACCUGCUGAAGUGGAGGGCCCAUCCUGAGAGGAUCAACGAAAGCCUCUCUAAGCUGAAGGGGAUCGAUGGAUCAGAGAUCGUCAAAUUCCUGCAGGACACUCUGGACACCCUUUUCGGUAUCUUAGAUGAAAGUUCUCAGAGAUAUGGGUUGAAGGUGUUUGACUCCCUGGUCCACAUCAUCAACCUUCUCCAGGACAGUAAAUUCCAGCACUUCAAACCAGUCAUGGACACCUACAUCGAAAGCCACUUUGCUGGAGCGUUGUCCUACAGGGACCUGAUCAAAGUCCUGAAGUGGUACGUGGACCGCAUCGUGGAUGCAGACCAUCAGGAUCACAUACAGCAAGUGCUCAAGGCCAGCGAGUACAUCUUCAAGUACAUCAUCCAGUCUCGUCGGCUCUUCUCGUUGGCCACAGGAGGUCAGAACGAGGAGGAGUUCAGGGUCUGCAUCCACGAGCUCUUCAUGUCCAUCCGCUUCUUCCUGUCGCAGGACAACAAAGGCAUCAGCCCCGUGGCUCAAACACAGGCGGUGUUCCUGCGGACGUUUCCUGCGGUUUACAACGAACUGCUGAAAAUCUUCACCGUCCGAGAGGUGGCCGGGUUUGUCAGGGAGAUGCUGGGCAGCCUGCCCACCACUGUGCACGCUGACUGCCCCCUGGAGGCCGUCAAACUGCAGUGCAUUGCCAAAACGGUGGAAUGCCAGCUUUACAUUAACCCAGAAUCCCGGUGCAUCCUGUUGCCGGUCAUCCUGCGUGUCCUGCAGGCCCACAUGCAGGAGCAGAGAGACCAGGUCAUGUGCGCCCGCAUUCUCACCAGCAUGUUGUCCCUCAUUAAGAAGGAGGAGAACGGCACGCCUGAGCCCGUGGUGUCAGAGGAGGUGGAGCUCAUCGUGGAGAGCCUGCUGGGAGUUCUCCUGAGGACCAUCCUGGAGAUUAGCAACCGGCCCCCGUCCACUGGGCCGUCCAUGAGACUUCAGUACCAGGACGUCACCGGAGAGUUUGUGGCUUGUUUGUUGGCACUGCUGCGACAGAUGAGUGACAGACACUACCAGCAGCUGCUGCAGGGAUUCAGCAACAAAGACGACCUGAGGGACUUCCUUCUUCAGAUCUUCACUGUCUUCAGGAUCCUGAUUCGACCAGAAAUGUUUCCCAAAGACUGGACUGUGAUGCGGUUGGUCACCAACAAUGUCAUCAUCACCACGGUCCUCUACCUCUCCGACGCCCUGAGGAAAAACUUCCUCAGUGACAGCUUCGACUACAAGGUGUGGGACUCGUACUUCUGUCUGUCUGUAAUCUUCAUCAACCAACCCUGCCUACAACUGGAGUCCUUCUCUCCCUCCAAGAGGAAGAAGAUACUGGAAAAAUAUGGAGACAUGAGGGUGAUGAUGGGCUGUGAGAUCUUCAGCAUGUGGCAGAACUUAGGAGAACACAAGCUGAACUUUAUCCCGACCAUGAUUGGUCCAUUCCUGGAGGUGACCCUGGUGCCGCAGCCCGAUUUGAGGAAUGUCAUGAUCCCAAUCUUCCAUGACAUGAUGGACUGGGAGCAAAGACGAAGUGGCAAUUUCAAACAGGUGGAGGCGAAGCUGAUCGACAAACUGGACAGCCUGAUGUCCGAGGGCAAAGGUGACGAGACGUACAGGGAGCUGUUCAACAGCAUUCUGCUGAAAAAGAUUGAGAGGGAGACGUGGAGGGAGAGCGGCAUCUCUCUGAUCGCCACCGUCACCCGCCUGAUGGAGAGACUGUUGGACUACAGGGACUGUAUGAAGCUGGGAGAAGUGGAUGGCAAGAAGAUCGGAUGUACUGUCAGCCUACUGAACUUCUACAAAACCGAGCUGAACAAAGAGGAGAUGUACAUCCGCUACAUUCACAAACUGUACGACCUGCACUUGAAAGCACAAAACUACACAGAGGCGUCGUACACUCUGCUGCUGUACGACGAGCUGUUGGAGUGGUCCGACCGGCCGCUGAGGGAGUUCCUCAACUACCCCAUGCAGAGCGAGUGGCAGAGAAAGGAGUUCCUCCAUCACACCAUCGUCCAGAACUUCGACAGGGGCAAGUGCUGGGAGAACGGCAUCAUCCUGUGCAGAGAGCUGGCCGAUCAGUACGAAUCCUACUACGACUACAGGAAUUUGAGCAAGAUGCGGAUGACAGAAGCCUCCCUCUAUGACAAGAUCAUGGACCAGCAGAGACUGGAACCCGAGUUCUUCCGCGUCGGUUUUUAUGGGAAAAAGUUUCCCUUCUUCCUACGGAAUAAGGAGUUUGUGUGCCGCGGCCAUGACUAUGAGAGGCUCGAAGCGUUCCAGCAGCGGAUGUUGAACGAGUUCCCCCACGCCAUCGCCAUGCAGCACGUCAACCUGCCAGAUCAGACCAUAUACCAGGCUGAUGCACAGUACCUGCAGAUCUACGCCGUGACGCCGAUCCCAGAGAGUCAGGAUGUGCUGCAGAGAGACGGAGUGCCAGACAACAUCAAAAGCUUCUACAAGUUCAAUCACAUCUGGAGGUUCAGAUACGACCGACCCUUUCACAAGGGCACCAAAGACAAGGAGAACGAGUUCAAGAGCCUGUGGGUGGAGAGGACAACGCUGACUCUGGUCCAGAGUCUUCCCGGCAUCUCCCGCUGGUUUGAGGUGGAGAAGAGAGAGGUGGUGGAGGUGAGCCCGCUGGAGAACGCCAUAGAAGUGAUCGAGAACAAAAACAUGCAGCUACGCACACUGAUCACGCAGUGUCAGAGCCGGCAGAUGCAGAACAUCAACCCGCUGACCAUGUGCCUGAACGGGGUCAUCGACGCCGCCGUCAACGGGGGGCUGGCCCGCUACCAAGAGGCCUUCUUCGUGAAGGACUACAUUAUGAAUCACCCCGAGGAUGGAGACAAGAUCGGGCGUUUGAGGGAGCUCAUGUUCGAACAGGUCUGCAAAGAAAAACAGAAAGAGUUUCCGGCGUACGUGCGGGCCAGCCCGGUGCACUUCACCAACGGAAGUCCACGCCCGUGCAGAAACUCCAUUCCAAGCAUUAUCAGCCCAGAUGGUGGCAGAGGAGUAACCAGACGCAGCUACCCGGCGGUGAACCGCUACUCCUCGUCCUCUCUGUCGUCCCAAGCUUCCAAUGAGGUCAGCAACAUCACGGGCCAAUCAGAGAGCUCCGACGAAGUCUUCAACAUGCAGCCCAGCCCAUCUACCUCAAGCCUCAGCUCCAAUCAUUCUGCCUCGCCCAAUGUUACCAGCUCAGCGCCCUCUAGUGCCAGAGGUUCACCACAAAUGGCUGAGAAACACAAGCAUUCCAGAGAAAACACGUGUUUAUCUCCCAGAGAGCGGCCGGUCAGCGCCAUCUUUCCAAACCCCCUGGACCCCACACAGAGAGCGCCCCCUCAUCAGAUAGGUGAUUCCACUUUGCCAAGGAGUGACCCUAACCUCUCGGCACCAGAUAAAGUGAAACCCACCCCCAGUAGCUGGAGCCUAGACAGCGUCAGAGAAGGCGCUGCGUUCUUCUCUGACUCUGUUGGCAAAUUGCCAGGCCCUCCUGUGCCUCCCAGGCCUCCGUACUCAGGCUCCUCGGCCAAGAACAUGAGGUCUCAGUCCCCGGCUCCUACGUCCAGAUCACCACAAAAGACCACCGUGCCCCCGUUCACCCCUUCACCCACAGAGUGCCAGUCUGCUGGUCUGGUGUCCAGCUCACCUGUGCUGUCUGGCAGCUACAGCAGCGGCAUCUCCUCCCUCAGCCGCUGCAGUGUAUCAGAAGCAUCUGGUACUGAGCUGCCCGUGGGUGACCACCCUCCCUACCCUCUGCCUCCUCCGACCACCCUGCCGAACUCCAUCUCCAGUAGCUCUGACGAGCCCAUUCGCAGGGAGAACAAGACGCCGCCACCUUACAGCGUGUAUGAAAGGAACAACCCCCGCAGACCUGUGCCACUGCCCCACAGUCUGUCCAUCCCCCCGCAGACGGACCCGCCUGCCCUGCCACCUAAGCCCCACCAGCUGCGCACAGGCAGCAUGAAGCUGGAGGGAACCUCCGACCCUCGAGUCCCACGGCCACGGCCACUGCCCAGAAAGGUGUCACAGCUAUAGGUGCUGCUCAAAGGUCCAGGUCUGGGAGUCGAGGAUAGAGGCGGGAAAACACACACACUGGCGUAAUUUGCACUUUUCUACUGGGCACUCACUUGUUUAUUCAGAUUUUUUUUUUUUUUUGCAUUCCUGAACUACACCCCAAUAAAAGACACAAGCAAAUAGAUUUACAGGCAGCCAGGAAAACUGAAGGAAAUGUCAGACGUGGAAGUUUCUUUUGUAUUUACUGAAGGGCAUUGCACUGACUUUGACUCGGUCAUUCCGCACUUUUAGCUCUCGUACGUACGUGUAGGUUACCACAGUCAGUCGCAACAUGUUUACCAGAACACAGUUUUGAUAGAUGUAAUAAUCUCAAAUGUAUGUAUAUUGGUAAUAUACAGUAUGGACAUUUUUUUUUGCCUUAAGUAUUGGGAACAAAGUCUUUUAUCCGUAAGUCUUGCACGUUUUCUUAUUUUUAACAACUCCUACAUUUGUAAACUGUAUGGCUUAUAAGGUGCUAGAGGCCUUGGGUAUGCAUUUGGUUAAAAGUGUAGUAGAUGUGGGUGUGUUCUCAUAGAUUAGGUCACACAAUCAAUGGUACAGAGAAGCCACAAAUAGUUUGACUUACAAAACAUAAAUCUCCUUCUGUACCAGAAAUGUUUUUGUUUUUUAAACGCCAACAUUUCAAUGGCUUUAGCACAAUACUGAUGCGUUUGAGACACGUUGACAUUGAGUGGCAGCCAAUUUCCAAAUAUAAGCCUCGGAAUUUCAGUAAUUGGAAUCACAACACCGGACCAAACACAUGCGUUAAACCCAAGUGCAAUUUGUCAAGGGUCAAUGAUAUUUCUGUGAACAUAACCUAACUCCUCUCCGUGACAAAAAUAGAUUCAGGAGGGAUAAUCAAGUAUUGUGCCAAAGGAAAACGAACAUUGUGCUGUGAAAAGAAAAAAAAAAGAUUAACGGAAAUCUUGUAAAAGCACAAGAAAGGCUUUUUCACCGUAUUGUCAUUUCUCCUGAGAAAAAUGUAGUGAUCACUUAGGAAAGCACAAAUGUUUUCAUCCGUACUGUUACUCGGAAGUUUUCGCAGCGAGUGGAACUAAUAGUUUCACCGUCAGCUCUCAACGACGAGUGACUGUCAGAGAAAUAUUUACAAAUUAAUCAUUGUCAAAUUCUUUGUACGGCUACGAUUUACUUUGUUUGAUUAAAAAAAGGAAACAAGUUGCAUUCACUUUACUCACUCACUCUGAGUACCAACUUACUCUGUUUCGACAACAUUGCAUUUGGGCAGGAAAUUGUUUUAUUGCGUGGCGAGCAGCUUUUGAGAAAAAGUAAAUUGACCUAACAUGUUGGUUAACCUAAAAAAUCGUGCAACCUUUUGAUGGAGAGCGGGUGGGAUAAAUUGUGCGGGUUGGGGUGGGGGGCUAGCUUUAGUAACAUUUGUAUGUUCCACCAGAAACUGUAAAUUAUAUGAUGAGAUUAAUGUAUGUAUGCCAAAUAUAAAAUUUGUGUAUUACAAUUAAUGUAAAUAUUGUGUUUUUACCAAAAUGUAGCUAUAACAAUUUACAGCUUUGAAUGUAAUGUUAAAGCAGCAAAUGAUUAUUAUUAUUAUUAUUAUUAUAAAUGUUCAAACUUU
This is a messenger RNA of Cynoglossus semilaevis (tongue sole), 7748 nucleotides long. It is a transcript of the gene dock4b, whose product is annotated as dedicator of cytokinesis 4b. Gene Ontology annotation, molecular function: guanyl-nucleotide exchange factor activity; small GTPase binding. The record is from RefSeq and is a predicted model, not a curated record. The transcript has 51 exons. Gene Ontology annotation, cellular component: cytoplasm; plasma membrane. Lineage: Eukaryota; Metazoa; Chordata; Actinopteri; Pleuronectiformes; Cynoglossidae. Gene Ontology annotation, biological process: cell chemotaxis; small GTPase-mediated signal transduction. Bases 329 to 6139 code for a protein of 1936 amino acids.